AUGGAUGACGCCAUCCCAACCUUCUACAGCAUCCGGGCGUGGAUGCAAACCCAGCAGACGAGUGCUGCGCGUAUGCGCGGUCUUCAAUCGGUUCAUCGCCGCAUGCGCCGUCGCCGCCACCACCGCCACCUUCCUCAAUACUGGCUGGUCCUCAAUCUUCUUGAGCGGGAGCGCAGUCGCCAACACCAACACCAACAGCGCCAUCGUCGCUCGCAGCCAACAGCAGCAGCAACGCCACCGCAUGCACCCAUGGUGACAGCAGCUGCUGGUACACGCGCCCACGACCCACAGCAGCAACAGCACGUGCCACAAGGGGUCCGUACACCACUUCUCCCAUCACCACUGCCAUUUCAGCAGCAGUACCAUGGCGCGAUGUCACCGUCUGGUUAUCCGGGACUCGCUCCCGUUUAUGAGCAGAUGAUGAUGAUGACGACGAUGACGCCAUUGGCGCCGACGGUGCAGCCGCUACAGAUGUACCAGUCGUUCCCACAGCAGCGCGCUCAACAGCAGCAGCAGCAGCAGCAGCCAGCAACGCACCGCUUCUGCCACUACUGCCACCAGUACCACCAUCACCACCACUAUCAUUUCCACCACCAGGUUGUGGAUGGUGGCCAGCACGUGGUGGGACUGCGUCUGCCGCUGCUGCAGGGGCAUAUCGCUCAUCCACCGCUGGGCGAGCGGCAGCAGCAGCGCGUGCAGGGCGAGAUGCUGCGCACACAUCCACACGUGCGGCGCAACGCGGCCGGUGAGCAACACGUCUUUCCCGCGCAGCACAUGAUGUUGGCUAGUCCUCCUCCUCCACCACCACCACCGCCGCCACCACGCCGCGCUGACAACAGCGGCGGAGACGGCGGCAGUGGCAGUGGCGCUGCUCAGGAUGGCGAAUGGUGA
Salpingoeca rosetta is the source of this 891-nucleotide messenger RNA. RefSeq lists its product as uncharacterized. NCBI's taxonomy places the organism in Eukaryota, Choanoflagellata, Craspedida, Salpingoecidae. The record is from RefSeq and is a predicted model, not a curated record. Bases 1 to 891 code for a protein of 296 amino acids. The transcript is spliced from 2 exons.